GCUCGGGCGGCCGCGGCGACGACGACGCAGUGCCACAAGCCGAUUCGCCAUGGCCGACGACGACAGCAGCAGUGCCAAGACGCCGAGCAGCAGCGCCACGUAUAGCCCAUUGCCUCCGUCGUAUAUACCAACGUACUCGCCCUUUUUAAUGGACUCGUAUGUGAGUUUGGGUCUCAACGGCUCGGUGCAUGGCUUCUCGUCGCCCGGCAGCUUCUUCUCGGGCGUGCCCGACGACGGCCCGGCGUCGGAAGAGGACAUCUACAGCUCGUUGUCGCAUCUACCGAGCGCCAUGAACAGCCUCUCGCGGCGAACGUCGUAUACGGCGAGCGAGGACGACGACCCGCAGGACGACCAAACGCCGUCCGACGACACGCUCUGGAACUGCGUCGUGUGCACCAAGCUCAACCAGCUCGAGACGUGCUCAUUCUGCGCGACGGCGAAGGGCGCGGCCUUUGCACCGACGCCACGCACCAGCGACGACUGCCGCACGCGGGGCACGGCCAUCGGCUUUGACGCGCGCAUGCAGCUCCACCGCGAGAUUCAGCCGCGCGACCAGUAUGACAUGCACCCCGAACGCCCCGACCGCAUCGGCGCCAUUUACGCGCAGUGCCAGCUCGACGGCGUCGUCGACCGGUGUACGCAGAUCUCGGAUGUGCUCGUGGACCCGAACGACCUCUUGCGCGUGCACUCGCCCGAGUACCUGCAGUACCUCGACGAGAUCUUUACGUUGCCUUUCCAUCACUUGACGCCCGACACGUACUGUUGCGCCGACUCGAAGACCGCUGCGCAUCUCUCGGCUGGCAUUGUCGUCGCGUUGAUGGAAAAAGUGGUUCGGAACGAGUACCGCAACGCGUUUGCGAUCGUGCGCCCCCCCGGCCAUCACGCCGAGCCGCAGCAUGCGAUGGGCUUUUGCAUGUUCAACAACGUGGCCGUCGCGGCCAAGGCGGCCGUGCACAAGCUCGGGCUCCAGCGCGUUCUGAUUGUCGACUGGGACAUCCACCACGGCAACGGGACCGAGCACAUGUUUGAAGACGACCCGACCGUGCUCUACUGCUCGUUGCAUCGCUUUGACGGGAAUGGUGCCUUUUAUCCCGGCACGGGGUCGCCAGACGCAGUUGGGUCGGGCGCGGGCGCCGGCUUCAACGUCAAUAUCGGGUGGUCCGGCGGCGGUGUCGGUGACGCCGAGUACCUCGCUGCGUUCGAUCGCGUGCUCAUGCCCGUGUUUCGGUCGUUUGACCCGGAGCUCGUCCUAGUCUCGGCCGGUUUUGACUCGGCGAUGGGCGAUCCGCUUGGCCGCUGUCGGCUCACGCCCGGUGGCUACGCGACGAUGACGCACCUCUUGAGCUCGCUCGCCCAUGGCAAGCUCGUGCUUGCGCUCGAGGGCGGGUACAAUCUGCAGUCGAUUGCGCGGUCCGCCUCGGCGUGCAUACGAACGCUGCUCGGGGACGCCGUGCCGGCGCUGCAUUUGGAGCCGCCGAUGGCUUCCGCGCUCGCAGCCAUUGAGACGACGCGACGACACUUGGCGCCGUACUGGCCUUGCCUCCAGCCCGUGCCGCGGGAGGGAAGUAGCAGCGGCAGUGACGGCGACAGCAGCAGCAACAGCGCCAGUGACGACGACGACGACGACAAACAGACAGACGAGACGACGCGGUUGCGGCAACUGCGGGCGCUGCAGACCAAAGUAACCCGCGCGGCAAGGAUCGACCCGCACUUGCGGCGCGACAUUUUUAAAAAACUCGACGAAAAGCGAGCGCGGCGCUAUCGACCGUACCCCAAGAAGCUCUAAGACCCCUCGACUCUGCUAGAAAAAUUCAACCAUUUUUGUCCACGC
Molecule: messenger RNA, 1831 nt
Organism: Saprolegnia parasitica CBS 223.65
Lineage: Eukaryota; Oomycota; Saprolegniomycetes; Saprolegniales; Saprolegniaceae
Exons: 6
Coding region: 50-1786 (578 amino acids)
Biological process (GO): chromatin organization
Cellular component (GO): histone deacetylase complex
Molecular function (GO): histone deacetylase activity
Source: RefSeq, a predicted model, not a curated record